Lates calcarifer (barramundi perch) is the source of this 1831-nucleotide messenger RNA. RefSeq lists its product as uncharacterized. NCBI's taxonomy places the organism in Eukaryota, Metazoa, Chordata, Actinopteri, Centropomidae. Bases 1122 to 1775 code for a protein of 217 amino acids. The transcript has 3 exons. The record is from RefSeq and is a predicted model, not a curated record.
AUUGUAGUCCUUUCAUCACAUCGAACCUUCACAUGAAUCAUCUCUGCUCUCUUUCAUUCAAAUGGACCCCAAGAGAGGAUGAGAGAUGUGGAAAAAAAGAUGGAGGGAGUGAACAAGGGACAGAACAGUGAGUGAGGAAGGAGGGGAGGGAAAGAAUGAGUGAGCAGCAGAUUAUUCAAAUCCCACCCACUCCCCCUUCCCCCUCCUCCCCUGCAGCAUCUCUCCCUCCUGUGUGUGUGUGUGUGUGUGUGUGUUUACUGGAUCCACAGACGUUUAGAAAGAGCAAUAAAUUAGAGGGAGUGUACAGAUGCUUGUCUUUGUCCAAUCUCCCAGUGUGUGUACAUGUGUGGAAAUGAGAGUUAAAUUUUUGUGGCUGUGCACACAAAUCUCCAUAGUGCAGGUCAGUGGGAUGGAUCGCUGUGCGUUUUGUGUGUAGCGGCAGAGCUGGACUACUAAUCAUCACUAGCAUUCAGGAUUUUCUCUCCUCCGUGCCUCACACACACGUAAGUGCUACCUCUCUUGUUUCCCUCCCUGUUCUCUCACUCCAUCUUUUAUUGUUGGAUGAUUCAUUAGCACUUGGACGUAGGUGAAGCACGCAGCUAUUUUUGGCGCCAUUUCUUUGCUUCACCAAUUGGUUGAGCUACAGAAACCCAUUUUCCUUUGUUUUUUUUAUUUUUUUGCAUCACAGCGGAUGAACGGACUUGCCUUUUUUGUAUUUUUUGGUCUUUUUUGUCUUGUCUUUUUGCACUUUCAUGGAGGUGCAAGGCACAUAUUCCAGCAGCAACACUCACUAAGUCUUUUUUCUUUGUUGGUUUGUCUGUGGGAUUAUUAUUUUUAUUUUUUUGGAAUUAAAGAACAAAAGAGUGACAUUUUUAUUCAAGACUUUAGUUUGAAGCUGCUGUGGAUCAAUUCUCAUACAAAACUUCUUUGGAAGAAUUAAAAUAAGACGGAAAUAAUUUCUUUUGUAGCUGACAACAGUUACCUGGUGAGAAAGCAACACUGGUAAUUUGGACGACAAGAAGAAACAACACGGUCGGUAUUUUACACAGCCCAGGAGAGAAGCAAAGAAAGUGCUGAAAGUCAAAGUUCUUACAAAGAGCAUUGGAGGACAAACAGAGACGAUGUUAUGGUCUCCAAGACUGUCGCUGUCCAAUUUCCACGUGAAACUCACAGCCAAAGGUCUUUUCCGAAAUCUUCAGCUGCUGUCAGGAUGCAGGAAGAACACUGUGGUCUUCCACGCAGUGGACAAAAACAAACCCCGGGAGGCACCAGCAAGACCCACAAACACCAACAGCAGUUCACAGGUAGCAGCACCUGCAGGGGGAAACAGCCAGAACCAACAGCAGCCUCAUCCUGACCUGGUACCAGACCUGGUGAAUGCAAACUCGCCAAUAACGCCAGCUCUCCCAGUGCUUGUUGCUGAAGUCACCAAUACGGGGUCAGGCACUACUGGAGCUUCUGGACUUGGGUUCAAAGCACGAACCAGCUCACGUUCCAGCCCCAAAACCGGAUCCCGCAUACAGAAUGCAUCCAAACCUGGUGUGGCCAGGUCUGCUGUGGUGGACGGGAUGGUCAUGGCUAAGCAGAACCAGAGCAAAGAGCAGGCAGAGAAGAAGAACCAGGCCAUCAACCAGCUAAGGAAGCUGCUAGUUGAGGGGAAUAAGAGAGUGGAGGCUCUGGCUACAGUCAUCCAACAUCUCUUCAAUGAGGUACCUCAGUUAUGUCUGUGUUUCCCAAACAGUGAAAAAAAUACCACACCACCUGCUGUGGGGUGAAAGCUUCUAUCCCUUCCUACUGUUUUUUUAAACUGCAUUAAAAACAUGAAGGCAAA